CAAAAGCCCGCCUCCAUUCUCUUGUCAUCUCUCUUUUUUUCCUUUCGGUGCCCCAGAGCUGUGUGGAGUGGAAACAUGGCGGCCUCUCUGGUCUCUUGCAAUCGGGCCGAUAGAACGAUGAGCGCCCUAUAAGUGAUGGUCUGCGGCCCCUACCCCUUGCUGAAUUCCGUCAGGGAUGCUCUCGGCUCGCUGGAAUCCGGCCUCCGGCGUGCGUCCAAGAAUCUCGAGUUCAAUUCCGGCGACAAGAAACGGGCCCGGGUGGCCGAUGAGACAAGGAUACCAUGGUCCUCUUCAAUCACGAAUCCGAUAAAAUCCUUUCCGGGAGCCCUCGAUGGCGAGAAGAAGAAGGCGAUGGAUGGGCAAUGCGCGAAUUACUUGCAACUUGGGGAAGCCUGGUCCUUGUUGGUCCAUGGCUUCGUCCAGGCCAUUGCGGUCCCCUUUAAGUCCUCUAACAAGUGUUCCGCAGAGCACUACGGCCAGGAGGUAGUAGGCAUGCCCCAUGAAUCCCCCUCUUUGGUUCUUGAAUUGAAAGGAUCGCAGCAAAAUGGAGAUAAGUGCGAGAUCGUUUUGGCUUCAAAGAAAGAGGAUUUCUUGUCGAUAGAACUGCUUCUCGGCUAUGUGAGUGAUCAUCUCGCACAAAACCUUCAGAUGUUCGGCCAGAGGUGCAAGAAAAGCAAUACAAACAGCUGUCGUGAACCGCUGGUUUCCGAUUGUGGUGAACCUUCUAGAUUUGAUCAUCUGGAGUUCAUUAGGUGUUUUGAAGAGAAGAAAGCAGAUGUCGAUCUUUUUCUUGCAAAUAUAGGGAUUGCCAGGGUAGGAGGAGGUGCUUUGGUGGGUGUAGCUUCUGCCAAGGGUGAGUGCGAGUUCGAAGCCUCCAAUGGCAGUAGGAAAGGACCAGUUGGUAUUUCACCACAGAAGAUCACAAGUGGGUUCUUAAACAUGUCGUUGUCAAAUGUCGAGCGGUUGCGGUCCACACUUUCAGCUGUUUCCUGGACAGAGCUGGUUGAGUUAAUCCCGCAGUUAAGACGAUCCUCGAAAGAGCAUCCUGAUAAGGAGAAACUAUUUUCUGUUCAGGAUUUCUUCCGUUAUACAGAAGCCGAAGGAAGGCGAUUUUUUGAGGAGCUGGAUAGAGAUGGAGAUGGCCAGGUAACACUUGAAGACCUUGAAAUUGCUAUGAAGAAGAGAAGACUCCCAAGGAAGUAUGCUCGAGAAUUUUUGUGUCGCACUAGAAAACAUUUAUUUUCAAAAUCAAUUGGGUGGAAACAAUUUUUAUCCUUGAUGGAGCAGAAGGAGCCAACUAUUCUUCGAGCUUACACUACUCUGCGUUUGAGCAAGUCUGGAACACUUCAAAAACACCAAAUCUUGGCAUCACUGAGAAAUGCUGGCCUUCCUGCAAAUGAAGAUAAUGCUAUUGCCAUGAUGCGUAAUCUGAAUGCAGAUGCUAGAGGAUCUAUUUCUUAUAGCCAUUUUCGGAAUUUCAUGCUGCUUCUUCCUUCGGAGUGCCUUGAAGAUGAUCCUCGGAAUAUCUGGUUUGAAGCAGCCACAGUUGUUUCUGUUUCUCCACCUGUGGAAAUAGCUGCAGGAGGUGUUCUCAAAUCUGCAUUGGCAGGAGGCCUUGCAUGUGCACUUUCUACUUCUGUGAUGCAUCCUCUCGAUACAAUGAAGACACGUGUGCAAGCAUCAACAUUGUCAUUCCCAGAAGUAGUGUCAAAACUUCCACAAAUUGGGCUUCAAGGUUUAUACAGGGGUUCCAUCCCAGCAAUUCUUGGACAAUUUUCAAGCCAUGGAUUGCGGACUGGUAUAUUUGAAGCAAGCAAGCUUCUAUUGACAAAUGUUUCCCCUACACUUCCGGAGAUUCAGGUUCAAUCUUUGGCAUCCUUCUGCAGUACAAUCCUGGGAACAGCAGUACGGAUUCCAUGCGAGGUGCUAAAGCAACGACUACAAGCAGGCAUCUUUCACAGCAUGGGAGAGGCAAUUGUGGGUACUCUGCACCAAGAUGGUAUCCAAGGUUUCGUUCGUGGGACUGGUGCCACACUUUGUCGAGAAGUUCCCUUCUAUGUUGCUGGCAUGAGUCUCUAUGCAGAAGGGAAAAAGGCUGCCCAGAACUUUCUUAGGCGGGAUCUGGAGCCUUGGGAGACCAUCGUGGUGGGAGCAUUAUCCGGUGGUGUUGCUGCUGUUGUCACCACCCCUUUCGAUGUUAUGAAGACAAGAAUGAUGACUGCCCCUCAGGGCUUGCCGGUUUCAAUGCAGAUGGUGGCCGUCAACAUUCUCCGUCAAGAAGGACUUCUUGGUCUUUUCAAGGGAGCUGUUCCCAGGUUCUUCUGGAUCGCACCUCUUGGUGCAAUGAAUUUUGCUGGUUACGAACUAGCAAGAAAGGCAAUGGACAGGACUGAGCAUGCGAUCAGCGAGCAGUGACGUGAGAACAGGUAGGGCAAUUCCGGCUAACCCUCUCACUGUAUUUAGGACAAGAUGGAGAGGUUGCACCCAUAACACAGCAAUAUGUGCUUCCAUUUGAAUACGUUUUUGCUCGUGUUUCAUCGUUUAAUUGCUGUAGAAGUUUGGGUUCCCGCGUUGCCACCCUUGUAGCACCAAACAAGAGGCCAAACAUAUAUUUGAGAGAGCUAAAUCAGUAAGCAACUUUUUUUCAUCUAUGUACAUAAUAUGCAAACACAUGCAAGUUAGAAUCAGUUCCAUGUCAUGGUCUACGCCCACCGAUAGAAGGGGCUUUUUUAUCUGCAGGAUUAAUUUUGAAUAAACAGAAUAGAAUGUACAGGAUUCCUGUGUUUGUUGUAUGUCUACAUAUUUACUUUUCCAAAG
This is a messenger RNA of Elaeis guineensis (African oil palm), 2817 nucleotides long. Lineage: Eukaryota; Viridiplantae; Streptophyta; Magnoliopsida; Arecales; Arecaceae. The record is from RefSeq and is a predicted model, not a curated record.